This is a messenger RNA of Paramormyrops kingsleyae, 1549 nucleotides long. RefSeq names its product arginase 1 (gene arg1). The record is from RefSeq and is a predicted model, not a curated record. Gene Ontology annotation, cellular component: cytosol; cytoplasm; nucleus. Lineage: Eukaryota; Metazoa; Chordata; Actinopteri; Osteoglossiformes; Mormyridae. Gene Ontology annotation, molecular function: manganese ion binding; arginase activity.
UAUCCUGUCCUGUUCCGUCCUGUCUUGCCCCAUACCGGAGCUGCGCCGUGUCGUCACUUGCAGGCGAUGUCAGCCCCUUAUUACCGCGGACCGGCCAUCCUGCGCACAGUCCCUCGCCGAAAUGCUCGCAGCCCGGGUGCCCGGCGCAGUUCGCUCCGCCUUCCAUAUCCAUAAGCGUCCUCAUCACUCAGUCGGCAUUAUCGGAGCGCCGUUUUCCAAAGGGCAGCGAAAGGAUGGUGUCGAAAAAGGACCUGAUCUCAUUCGAAAUGCGGGACUGGUGGAGAAGCUUAAAGCGCAAGGCUGCACUGUUAGAGACUAUGGGAAUCUGAAGUUCGAGGACCCAGCAGAUGACCAUCCUGUUGGUAAGGUGCAGAGGCCUCGGACUGUGGGCCUCGCCAACGAGCAGCUAGCUAAGGCUAUUAACACCAUCAAGAAAGAUGGUCACACCAGCCUGAUGCUAGGGGGAGAUCACAGCUUGGCGAUCGGCUCGAUCCACGGACACGCAGCCUCGCAGAAGGACCUGCGGGUGGUUUGGGUGGACGCCCAUGCCGACAUCAACACACCUCUCAGCAGUUAUACGGGCAACAUCCAUGGGCAACCUCUGUCCUACCUGAUCAAGGAGCUCCGCCCUAAGAUGACAGCCUUGCCUGGCUUCUCAUGGGUCACACCCUGUCUGUCGGCUGCGGACGUCGUCUUCAUCGGCUUAAGGGACGUGGAUCCUGCGGAGCGCUAUAUCCUGAAAUUGGUGGGGAUCAAAGCUUUCUCUAUGACUGAGGUCGACCGCCUUGGAAUAGCAAAGGUGAUGGAGGAAACGUGUGACCACAUAUUUUCAAGGGGGAAGAAACCUGUGCACCUGAGCUACGACAUUGAUGCCCUCGACCCCUCUGUGGCGCCUGCAACGGGCACGCCGGUGGUGGGAGGACUGACUUACAGAGAGGGCAUUUACAUAACAGAGCGCCUAUGUCAAACAGAUCUGCUUUCGGCAGUGGAUUUGGUGGAAGUGAACCCCAAGCAGGGUAAAACGGAGAGCGAGGUCAGCUCCACCGUCAACUCGGCCGUGGACGUUAUCCUGGGCUGUUUCGGUCGGGUCCGUGAGGGAUCUUUCCCCGCAGGUUAUACACUGCCUCAACCUUGAACAUGCCGGUCAUUCUUCAUACCCCAAAGAGUCACUCAACAGUCGGGUUUCCCUUCUAAAGUGACUGCUUUUGUACUGGACUUCACACGUUGCCUUACUGGAUUUAUCCACCAAGUUAAUAUUUUUUUAGAUUAAAAUAUGUUUUAAAGUAUUCUGAGUGCACCUCGAUGACCUCUAAAGUGUGGUUCCAUAGGACAUUCAGAUCGGAAAACAGGCACACUUACUGUAUUCGAACAACCCUUAUUAGAAUAUGCUACUCUACAAUGUUGCAUCCAGGACUUCCACUCACCCAUAUAUACGUGUGUCUGUCUCUCAAGGAGAACAAGACGGUAUAUGUGAAUGCCAAAGGAUUCCUAUGUACUUGCACAAAUGACAAAUAAAGUAGUAUCUUGACAGUGGCGGUCACCAGGUGAA